Fonsecaea nubica is the source of this 4020-nucleotide messenger RNA. RefSeq lists its product as hypothetical. Gene Ontology annotation, cellular component: intracellular anatomical structure. The coding region runs from base 1 to 4020 and encodes 1339 amino acids. The transcript has a single exon. The record is from RefSeq and is a predicted model, not a curated record. NCBI's taxonomy places the organism in Eukaryota, Fungi, Ascomycota, Eurotiomycetes, Chaetothyriales, Herpotrichiellaceae. Gene Ontology annotation, molecular function: RNA binding; protein binding; ATP binding.
AUGGCACCUAAAAAAGGCUCUGCCUCUGGCAAAAGUAACGCCUCCAAAAAGACCACACUUGCAGUCCCAGACAGCGAUCAUAUAGUUUUCACUAAGGACAAAAAUGACAAAAGGAAGCAGGAACAGAAAGAGCCCGACGGAGCUCCACCACGGGUUGAUGUGAAAAAGAUUAUUGGAGGUGCUUCAUGGACUGGCAAGUUACCAGUCAACCUGCUAUCAGAGCACUGCCAGCGAGAAAAAUGGAAUAAGCCGGAGUAUCAGGGCCGUCAAGUUCCAGCAGCAAACGGCGGAGAUAAACUUCACCGGUCAUGGGUUGUUCUGUCGAGGACGGACCCGAAGACGGGAUCUGUCACGAAACUUCCCCCAUUUCAUCUUCCCCCAUCACAUGCCCAACUCGCAGAUCAGCCGACAGCGCUGGAAGCUCGUCAUUUCGCAGCUGCUUAUGCCUUGUUCCGUGUGUCCAGUAUGAAGAAUUUGGCGAUGGCAUUACCUCCUACCUACCGAGAUCUAUGGAAAGGUGACUUUCAACGUCUUAAAGAGGAAGAUGUCAAGGAUGGUAGGGCAUGGAAAUAUGAUGCGGACCCCUUCGCCGCCGAACUCAAGGGACAGGAGAUCAAAGCUGCCCUGGAGAAGCGAAAGGAGCAAGAGGCACGGCAACCCCCCAAGACUGCAUCGUCAGGUUUGACUGGCUCAGCACCGGAUAAUAUUACAUCGAAAGCAUGGGAUCGAGCGUCGCGACUUGAGCUAGGCCAAGAGGCUCGCACACGGACCGAGGCAAUCAUCAGGUCCCGAAGCAUCUGGAACCCAAACAGGCUUGAGAUUUCCAAAAUGGACAAGGACUUAAUUGUGUCCGAUCUGUCUCGGUCUGGCUUUCAACCCUCCCACAUCCAAGAAGCGCUCGAAAACUGCGGCACACGGGAGGAAGUGUUGGAGUGGCUGCUAAUCCACGUUCCUGAAGAUUGCCUGCCUGCAUGGAGCUUCCCACCUGGUUAUAAUGCUGGCAUUACUCUCGUUAGCAGCGACCUAGCGACUGAAGCCAAGAUAAAGCGGCUGAGUCAAGGAGGCUAUCCUAGCCAGCUAUGUCUUCAAGUCCUACGCGAUAAUGACGGCGAUGAGGCUCUAGCGGCGGAAGCCCUACAAUCACGACUCCUGCCGUCCGAGGUCGACCUGAUUGUGGACGCAGAAGGCAGUGUGGACGUCUGGGAUGAGGAAAUGACUGCUCUCGACGCCAUACUUGCGGAAAGGUUCAAGCUCUCUGGUCAUUACAGAUGCUCUAUCCAGGCGGAUCCCAAUUCAAAGAUCUCUGCCACAUUUCACUUUCGUCGUCCGACGUCCGGUUAUCCAAGCAGAUUACCCAUUAUCUCAAUUGAAGCACCCGGAAUACCGAGUUACAUUCGCCUGAGCGCAACCAAGAGAGCAUGCAAAUAUGCUCAGGAACAUCUCCUUGAGGAUCCGAUGAUAUUCAGUUUAUUGGAAUGGCUAGAGAGCUCAAUGCCAAAUAUCAUCGACAAUCCUGGAAAAUUGAGUGACUUGGAGAUGACCUCCGUUCCCAUGGGAGGAAUGUUUGCAGCGACGCAGAAUGUAACGGACGAAUAUUCUAUCCCAUCAAGACCGAGGGGAAAGGCAUACACGAAGGAUAAUCGAACCAGCGAAGCAAUAUUCGAUGCUUGGAAAACGCGACAGAGCUUGGAAGCUCAACGGACAAUGAACUCAGUCCGGCAACGUCUACCCGCAUGGACCAAAAAAGAUGAAGUUAUUAAUGUGGUUGGACAAUCGCAAGUGACUCUGAUCACGGGAGAAACCGGCUCCGGGAAAAGCACCCAGGCGGUCCAGUUUGUGCUGGACGGCGCAAUCGAAGCAAUGCGAGGCUCUUCGGUCAACAUCAUCUGCACGCAACCCAGGCGGGUCGCUGCUCUGUCAUUGUCCGAGCGUGUUAGUGCAGAGCGAUGUGACAAAGAAGGCCAGGAAGUGGGAUAUAUCAUCAGGGGAGAGUCGAAGAUCUCGUCCAAAACGAAAAUCACAUUCCAAACCACGGGCGUGCUCCUUCGACGCCUACAGACGUCGUCCAACAUCAAAUCAGCUCUGGCAAAUAUCAGCCACAUUUUCAUUGAUGAAGUCCAUGAGCGGUCGCUGGAUACCGAUUUUUUGUUGGCCUUGCUGCGCGAGGCCCUGCCAUCCUUGCCCCUUUUGAAGAUCGUCCUGAUGAGUGCGACACUGAAUGCCGAUACGUUCGUCGACUACUUUGGCGUCGACAGAGUUGGCAGAAUCCACGUCGAAGGUCGUACAUACCCGGUCCAGGACUAUUACUUGGACGACGUUGUCCGGCUCGUGGGAAACGAGAAAAGAGAAUUUCAGCCAGAGUCAGACGAUGACCCCCCAGUGGGCAAGGCGAUACAGAAUCUCGGGAUUGGAAUCAAUUACCAGCUAAUCGCUUCCCUUGUGCGACAUAUUGACAUGCAGCUGGGUAGUUCCAGUGGAGGGAUUCUCAUUUUUAUGCCCGGCACGCUAGAAAUCGACCGAUGUCUUAGGACCCUAGCUAGCAUACCCGGUAUUCAUGGCCUACCGCUCCAUGCUUCUCUCACACCUGCCGAACAGCGUCUCGUGUUCAGACAACCGCCAGCAGGUAAACGAAAAGUGGUUGUUGCCACGAAUGUUGCCGAGACAUCAAUCACCAUUGAAGACAUUGUGGCCGUGGUCGACUCGGGCAAAGUCAAGGAGACGAACUACGACCCUGUCACCAAUAUCGUGCGUCUGGAAGAGGUCUGGGCUUCGCGAGCAGCCUGCAAGCAGCGUCGUGGCCGAGCUGGUCGAGUUCGAGCGGGGAAUUGCUACAAACUCUUUACGAGGAAUGUAGAAGCCAACAUGGCGGAGUCUCCCGCCCCAGAAAUGCUCCGGACACCCUUGGAGCAGCUAUGUCUUUCGGUCAAAGCGACUGGUUCAGUUCGCAAUGUGGAGGAAUUCCUGGCAAGCACCAUCACGCCGCCAGACAGUCGCGCUGUUGUUACCGCUCUGAAGACCUUGCAGCGGAUGGGUGCUUUGGAGAAUGAUCGCUUGACAGGUCUCGGGACCUACCUGGCAAUGAUACCCGCUGACCUUCGCUGUGCGAAACUGCUCGUUUACGGUGUCCUAUUCGACUGUGUGGAAUCCUGUCUGACGAUUGCUGCCAUCUUGGCGACCAAGAGUCCGUUUGUCUCACCGCGCGAGAAAAGAGAUGAGGCGAAGGAAGCAAGACUGUCCAUGAAUGCCUCGGACGGCGACAUCGUUGUCGACUGUCGAGCAUAUGAGCUGUGGAAAGAGGUGUCUGCGACAUCGCGAUACAAAGAUGUGCAGCAGUGGUGUUCUUCAAGAUUCUUGUCUCCUCAGACCCUCCGCGACAUUGACUCGACUCGACGGCAGCUUCUUGAUUCCUUGAUUGAAGCCAGCCUGUUGCCUGCCAAUUACAACAGUGACCUAUCCCUCUACAACCGACAGAAGAGCAACAACAUGCUCCAACGGGCCAUAAUCGCCGGUGCUCUAAACCCUCAGAUUGCACGCAUUCAAAUGCCGGACAAGAAAUACAUUGCGUCUAUGAGCGGGGCCAAAGAACUCGACCCGGACGCCAAAACAAUCAAGUACUUCAACGAGGAAAACGGAAGGGUAUUUGUGCACCCCAGCAGUGUCCUCUUCGACGCCCAGGGGUUCUCUGGCAACGCAAGCUUUGUGAGCUAUUUCACCAAGAUGGCGACGAGCAAGACCUUCAUCCGGGAUUUGACGCCUCUCAACCCCUACGGACUGUUGUUGUUUGGCGGGCCCAUCGAGGUCGAUACACUGGGGCGAGGAGUCGUUGUGGAUGGGUGGGUGAAGCUGAGAGGGUGGGCUAGGAUCGGUGUUCUGGCUUCGCGGCUACGAGCACUGUUGGAUGAUGAGUUGAGAAAGAGGAUCGAUACUCCUCGCCACCUCGCAGGCGACGGCGCCGAGGAUCAUCAUGGGAUUUUUGAGAUUGUUAGACAUUUGGUGGAGUUCAAUGGGCAGGACAGAUAG